Messenger RNA from Drosophila ananassae, 919 nucleotides. Its product is annotated as succinate--CoA ligase [ADP-forming] subunit beta-like. The coding region runs from base 2 to 919 and encodes 305 amino acids. NCBI's taxonomy places the organism in Eukaryota, Metazoa, Arthropoda, Insecta, Diptera, Drosophilidae. Gene Ontology annotation, cellular component: succinate-CoA ligase complex; mitochondrion. The transcript has a single exon. The record is from RefSeq and is a predicted model, not a curated record. Gene Ontology annotation, biological process: tricarboxylic acid cycle; succinyl-CoA metabolic process. Gene Ontology annotation, molecular function: succinate-CoA ligase (ADP-forming) activity; ATP binding.
UAUGACUUUAGUUACUCAUCAAACAGGGCCAAGCGGGCAGCAAGUAAGAAAAGUGUACGUUGAAGAAGGCUCAAGCAUUAAGAAAGAGUAUUAUUUAAGCCUGGUAAUCGACCCGAAGCUCAGUAGGCCAAUAUUCAUAUUUUCCUCAGAAGGUGGAAUGGACAUUGAAGAAGUGGCGAAAAAUUCUCCCGCAAAAAUUGUGAAAUUUGAUAUUGAUUCUGCUACAAGUUUUGAUAGCAGCAAGUUAAGCAGCAGUUUUCAUUUGAGUCCAGAACAAAUAGAAAAAAUAACAAAUGUUGCAAAAAAUAUAUAUGAUGCGUUUAUUGCAACUGAUGCGAGCCAAAUUGAAAUUAAUCCACUGGUUGAAACAAGUUCUGGAGAUUUUAUUGCGCUCGAUGCGAAAAUUAAUUUCGAUGAUAAUGCUUUAUAUCGUCACCCAGAAAUUAUGGAACUUCGUGAUUAUGAUGAAGAAGUGAAAGAAGAGAUAGAGGCUUCAAAGUAUGGGCUCAGUUACAUCAAAAUGGAUGGCAGUAUUGGUUGCAUGGUAAAUGGUGCAGGUCUUGCUAUGGCAACAAUGGAUAUAAUAAAAUACUACGGAGCAGAGCCUGCUAACUUUUUGGAUGUUGGUGGUGGAGCGAGUAAAGAAACUGUAACUGAAGCAUUUAAAAUCAUAUUGUCUGAUAGCAACGUAAAAGGAAUUCUGGUUAACAUAUUUGGUGGUAUAAUGCGUUGCGAUAUUAUCGCAAGUGGAAUUGUUGCGGCUGCAAAAGAAAUGAGCAUUAAAGUUCCUCUAGUGGUUAGAUUAUCAGGUACUAAUUUUGAAGAAGGAAAAAAAAUCUUAGAAGAGUCAGGAUUAAAUAUUAUUGCUGCAGAUGAACUGGGUGAUGCUGCACAAAAGAUAGUAAAAGAGGUAAAAUAA